AUGAAACAAAGAAGCCAUACAUCGACCAACUAUGCAUCUUUGGGAGGUUUUGAUGUAAGAUGCAGCACAAUCAGGAAGAAUCGAGACGGGGAAGUAGAAGUCAAGUAUUUGUUGUGUUCUAGGGAAGGGCACACAGUCAGCGAAACAGAUGGGUCCAAAACUGCUAGUGAGGACAUCACACCAAACACAAACACCCGACGACGAGUAUCAAACCGGGUGGGUUGUAAGGCAAGAUGUGGCAUUAGGCGGCGCAAAGAUGGAUACUAUGUGGUGACCGCAUUGCAAGAACAACACAACCACCCCCUCUGCUCAGAAUUAGCAAGACCAUUCCUGAAGAUAAACCGUACUUUGGAUAUUGGACAUCAAGAAUUCAUAGCAGCCUGUGCAAAAGCCAACAUAGGGACAUCAAAAGCAUUCGACCUAUACAAAGAACUAACAGGUGGUUUUGAUCAAAUUGGGGCAACACGUGUGGACUUUAGAAAUUGCAGAAGAGACGUAAAUGCACAGCUACAUGAAGCCGAUGCGCAAGCAGUGAUAGACAAAUACAGGCAAAAACAUAUAUUGUUUCCAUCCUAUACAUUCGAGUAUGAUGUAGACGAAGAAAACCGACUACGAAGACUAUUCUGGGUUGACCCAAUAGCCAAAGAGAACUACAAACAGUUUGGAGAUAUGGUCUCUUUUGAUGCUACAUACCGCACCAAUAGGUACAAAAUGGUAUUCGUGCCUUUUACUGGGAUUGAUAACAACAAGCGAUGCGUGACUUUGGCAGCAGGGCUCAUCUCAAGAGAGGAUAAACACUCUUAUGUAUGGCUACUUAACCAAUUCAAGCAUAGCAUGGAUCAUACACCUACCUGCAUAAUAACAGAUCAAGACCCAGCAAUGAAGGAAGCAAUACCACAGGUGUUCCCCGAGACAAGGCACCGUUUCUGUAUGUGGCACAUCAUGACAAAAUUGGGAGAAAAGGCGGGUGCGAAAUUAGCCAAAGACGAAACAUUCAGGAAGAAAGUAAAUGCAGUGGUGUGGAACGAAUCUCUAGGGCGUGAAGAUUUUGAGACAAACUGGCACGCAGUAAUGGUAGAGUACGGCCUAGGAAACAACAGUUGGUUCACACAACUGUUUGACGGGAGAAAGAAUUGGAUAGAGGCAUACUUCAGCGACGUUUUCAUGGGUGGACUUAUGCGAACAACAUCAAGGUCCGAGGGCGAAAACAGUAUAUUUGGAGCAUGUAUCAAUAAGGGUGGAACACUAUUAGAGUUCUUCACACAAUUUGAAAGUGUGAUUGAAACGCAACGUCACAAGCAAUCACAAUUAAUUGCAGAGUCUGAAGCCUCAUUCCCACCUACAAAGACACCACUAAUGAUUGAGAAGCACGCAGCAUCCAUAUACACAAUUACACUAAUGAUUGAGAAGCACGCAGCAUCCAUAUACACAAUUACAAUGUUUUACGAUGUCCAAACAGAGAUACACGAAGGGUGCUUCUCAUGCAAGAUCACAAACAAAGACCAUGAAGGAGAUAAGUAUGUGUACACAAUAAAGGAAGAGAAAACAAGGAAUUUUACAGUGAAAUAUGAAAGAGCAAACAAUGAAGUCGAGUGUUCAUGUGGCAAGUUCACCAAGUUGGGGAUUUUAUGCAGGCAUGCAUUUGUAGUUUUAAAGGAUGAGGAUGCAGAAACGAUACCACCAAAGUACAUAGUUCCAAGGUGGACCAAAAAUGCAAGGGCACACAACACAAGCUCAGUCGGCACAGACCAAAGUGCAACAUGCAAUAAAGAAGCAGAUGGCGUGAAACUAGCAGCACAACUGUGGAAAGAAUUCUACAACUGCAUGGCACUAUCAAAGGGGGACAUGCCAGAGAUGAAAGAAAUGUUGAACUUUAUGCUGGAACACAAAGGUAAACUGUUAAAGAGCAAAGGGAAGACACAGAAUAAAAGCAACAACAGUCAGUUACUGGAGACCUUUUAUGGCACACCUGCAAGCACUACCAUAACAGUGAAGCCACCACAGAUAUCAAAGAACAAAGGAAGCGGGAAGCGUUUAAAGAGUGCACGCGAAAAAGCAAUAGAAAAGAAGAAGAAAGAUGGGCGGAAGUGUCAUUAUUGUGAUGAACAACCAGCCCGACAUGACUUCCGUAAUUGUCCCCUCAACCCAAACAAAAAGAAGAAGCAAAAUAAGAAACUGAAGGCAUAG
Messenger RNA from Ipomoea triloba (trilobed morning glory), 2187 nucleotides. Its product is annotated as protein FAR1-RELATED SEQUENCE 5-like. Gene Ontology annotation, molecular function: zinc ion binding. The record is from RefSeq and is a predicted model, not a curated record. The coding region runs from base 1 to 2187 and encodes 728 amino acids. The transcript is spliced from 3 exons. Gene Ontology annotation, biological process: regulation of DNA-templated transcription. NCBI's taxonomy places the organism in Eukaryota, Viridiplantae, Streptophyta, Magnoliopsida, Solanales, Convolvulaceae.